AUGGCCACUAAAUCGGAGAAGAGGAUCGCCUCGUCUGUCUUUAUCACCCUGGCACCCCCUCGCCGAGAUGUGGCUGUGGCUGAAGAAGUGAAGCGGGCAGCUUGCGAGGCCCGGCCUGGCUGUUCCAAGAGCUCCUCUGGCCCCGUGAAGGUACCUGGGGCUGGCCUGACUGGGAGGCCUGGCCCCUGGACACCCCUUGGCAAGGCUGCAUCAGCGGUGCCAGUGGUACCCCCGCAACUCUCCAAUGGAGGGUGUUCUCCGCCUCCUCCCACCCUGGACUCACUUCCUGACCUGGACCUCCUCCCUCCGCCGCCCCCACCUGCGUACCUGCCUCCAGAGGAGGAGCCCCUUGGGCCAAUGGGGUCAUCAGUCAUCGCUGACUUAGAGCAGCUACACCUGCCCCCGCCCCCACCCCCACCGCCAUCACAGGCCUCCACUGAAGGGUCUCCACUCCAGCCUCGGCUUGGUCACCUCAGACCCUCAGAAGAGGAUCUGCCGCCUCCCCCAGAGGAGCCUGUUGGUGUGCCAGAGAGAGAGGCGUCCACAGACGUCUGCGCCUUCUGCCAUAAGACUGUGUCCCCCCGAGAGCUGGCUGUGGAAGCCAUGAGGAGACAGUACCAUGCCCAGUGCUUCACCUGUCGCACCUGCCGUCGCCAGCUGGCUGGGCAGAGUUUCUACCAGAAGGACGGACGGCCCCUGUGUGAGCCCUGCUACCAGGACACCCUGGAGAAAUGUGGCAAGUGCGCAGAGGUGGUCCAGGAGCAUAUCAUCCGGGCCCUGGGCCAGGUCUUCCACCCCAGCUGCUUCACAUGUGUGGCCUGCUCCCGGCGCAUCGGGGACGAGAGCUUUGCCCUGGACAGCCAGAACGAGGUGUACUGCCUGGAUGACUUCUACAGGAAAUAUGCCCCCGUGUGCAGCAUCUGUGAGAAUCCCAUCAUCCCCCGAGAUGGGAAGGAUGCCUUCAAAAUCGAGUGCAUGGGAAGAAAUUUCCAUGAGAACUGCUACAGGUGCGAGGACUGCAGCAUCCUCCUGUCUGUCGAGCCCACCGACCAGGGCUGCUACCCCCUGAAUGACCACCUCUUCUGCAAGCCGUGCCACGUGAAGCGGAGUGCUGCAGGGUGCUGCUGA
This is a messenger RNA of Elephantulus edwardii (Cape elephant shrew), 1128 nucleotides long. It is a transcript of the gene FBLIM1, whose product is annotated as filamin binding LIM protein 1. Gene Ontology annotation, biological process: cell-cell adhesion. The transcript has 7 exons. The record is from RefSeq and is a predicted model, not a curated record. Gene Ontology annotation, cellular component: stress fiber; focal adhesion. Gene Ontology annotation, molecular function: filamin binding. Lineage: Eukaryota; Metazoa; Chordata; Mammalia; Macroscelidea; Macroscelididae. The coding region runs from base 1 to 1128 and encodes 375 amino acids.